This is a messenger RNA of Arabis nemorensis, 771 nucleotides long. The record is from the annotation of a GenBank genome assembly. Lineage: Eukaryota; Viridiplantae; Streptophyta; Magnoliopsida; Brassicales; Brassicaceae.
AUGGCGACGUCGUUAGCUCGAAUCUCUAGAAGAGGCGUAACCUCGGCUGUUUCUUCGAAUCUGAUUCGGCGUUACUUCGCCGCGGAAGCUGUAGCGGUUACGACGACGGAAGUGCCUAAGCCGAAAUCGGAGGUGACGCCGUCUCCGGAUCGGGUGAAAUGGGACUACAGAGGCCAAAGACAGAUCAUUCCUCUGGGUCAGUGGCUACCGAAGGUCGCCGUUGAUGCUUACGUGGCACCUAACGUCGUGCUGGCUGGUCAGGUCACCGUCUGGGAUGGAUCGUCCGUUUGGAACGGUGCCGUUUUGAGAGGAGAUCUCAACAAGAUCACGGUUGGAUUCUGUUCGAAUGUACAGGAACGGUGUGUUGUUCAUGCCGCGUGGUCGUCCCCUACAGGAUUGCCAGCAGAAACAUUGAUCGAUAGGUACGUGACAGUUGGUGCAUACAGUCUUUUAAGAUCGUGCACUAUCGAACCCGAAUGUAUCAUCGGGCAACACUCGAUACUGAUGGAAGGUUCACUGGUCGAGACCCGGUCAAUCCUGGAAGCUGGUUCUGUUGUGCCACCAGGAAGAAGAAUCCCAUCAGGUGAACUCUGGGGAGGCAAUCCAGCAAGGUUUAUUCGAACACUCACCAAUGAAGAAACCUUGGAGAUCCCGAAACUCGCUGUUGCCAUUAACCACCUUAGUGGAGAUUACUUCUCCGAGUUCUUACCUUACUCAACUGUCUAUCUUGAGGUUGAGAAGUUCAAGAAAUCCAUUGGGAUUGCCGUCUAG